Messenger RNA from Paraglomus occultum, 739 nucleotides. The record is from the annotation of a GenBank genome assembly. Lineage: Eukaryota; Fungi; Glomeromycota; Glomeromycetes; Paraglomerales; Paraglomeraceae.
UCAAAAGAAUGUGUUGAAAGGUACUGUGGAAAAUACUUCAAUUUGGAAGCUCAAUCUCCAAUCGUCGAAAAGUUUAGUCGAUAUAUUCAAGAAGCGACACAGGGUCAUGUGGGCUUGAUUUUUCACACAUUGCGACACACAAAAGAAGCAAUGGAGCGACGGAUUCGGGAAAAUGUGUUGUCUUUUAAAGACGUUUUUGCGUACCUAAAUUCACGUGAAUUCGAUUUGACGGUUGAUCGAUGCCGUGCUUCACCCAAAGUCAAAAGUCUUUCUUCUGAACAAUUGAAAAUAUGCGAAAUGGUUUACACAUUUGGGGAGGUGCCCUUCAAUGCUUACAAUACCAGCAUGCUACGUUUAAUUAAAUCUGGGAUUCUUGUGAUUGAUCAUGAACGCCUAUUUUUUUCGGCACCUCUUAUUGAACGAUCAUUUUUCCAGCAAUGUUACGGAAGUCACAACACCUCUGAAACUACCCCUGAAUCAUUAUAUCAUUUUAUUGUGAGAAUUUUCACGGCGAUGUGUGAUGGACCAAGCGGAAAAAUUUUGAGAGAGGCUCUUGGAUUUGGAACCGAUGGAAACCUUCUGGAACAAACAUGGCAAAAAGAAUUUUAUAGAGUCGGAACACAAGUAUUAGGGAUAAAUUAUUUUCUAUCAUGUGAUGUGGGGGCAGUUUUUGGAUGCGAUGGAUACGUCGAUUUUUAUGUGGAUAAGUUGGACUGGGCAAUAGAGCUUUUGAGAGAUG